AAAAUUAGCGCCCGCGCUCACCGCUGGGGCUGGGGCCGCGGCCGGAGCGGGCAGUGAGUGCAGACGGGCAGGGGAGCGGCUCUGGGGCAGACGGACGCAGGGAGAAAGAGGCCCAGACGGGGCGAGUGCAGGCCAGGGCCAGGCAGCCCAAGGGGAGGCCAGGGCAGAGCGUGGGAGUAGGCGUAGGGGCACAGGGCAGGGCCGCGGGGAUGAACUUUGCGGUGGGAUUCAAGCCCAUGCUGGGGGAUUCGCACAGCAUGGACAGCCUGGAGAAGCAGCUGAUCUGCCCCAUCUGCCUGGAGAUGUUCAGCAAGCCCGUGGUCAUCCUGCCCUGCCAGCACAACCUGUGCCGCAAGUGUGCCAACGACAUCUUCCAGGCUUCCAACCCGCUGUGGCAGUCGCGGGGCUCGAGCUCAGUGUCGUCGGGGGGGCGGUUCCGGUGCCCCUCCUGCCGCCACGAGGUCGUCCUGGACCGGCACGGCGUCUACGGGCUGCAACGCAACCUGCUCGUGGAGAACAUCAUCGACAUCUACAAGCAGGAGUCGACCAGGCCCCUGCACGCCAAGGCAGAGCAGCAGCUGAUGUGCGAUGAACACGAGGAUGAGAAGAUCAACAUCUACUGCCUGAGCUGCGAGGCACCCACCUGCUCCCUGUGCAAGGUGUUCGGGGCCCACAAGGACUGCGAGGUGGCCCCGCUGCCCAGCGUCUACAAGCGCCAGAAGAGCGAACUGAGCGACGGCGUCGCCAUGCUGGUGGCUGGGAACGACCGCAUCCAGGCCAUCGUGACCCAGAUGGAGGAGAUCUGCAAGGCUAUCGAGGAGAACAGUCGGCGGCAGAAGCAGCACCUGAGCCAGCGUUUCGACUCCCUCUACAGCACCCUGGAGGAGCGCAAGAAGGAGCUGGUGCAGCGCGUCAGCCGGGAGCAGGAGGAGCGGGUCAGCCACGUGCGCUCCCUCAUCCGCCAGUACGGGGAGCACCUGGAGAGCUCCGCCAAGCUGGUGGAGUCGGCCAUCCAGGCCAUGGAGGAGCCCCAGAUGGCCGCGUACCUGCAGCAAUCCAAGGAGCUGCUUAAAAAGAUCACGGACACGUCGAAGGUGUCAAUGAGUAGCCGCCCGGAGCCCGGCUACGAGAAGAUGGACCACUUCUCUGUCAAUGUGGACAACCUGGCCGAGAUGCUGAGAACCAUCGAAUUCCAGACAGACUCGCAGGGUGAGGACGACAUGGACGGGUUUGCGGGCGGGGAUGGAGGAGACGCUGGAGCCGACGAGGACAGGCCGGAGGGGCCAGAGGCGCUAGAGGGGGCCGAAGUGGGGUCCAGGCAGAAGCCAGCGAGCUCCCCGCAUGGUCAGCACUGAGAGCCGGCAAUGCAGGAGGAGGCCACGAGUGAGACCCCCAGGACGUGGUGUCAUCAGCGACUGAUUUCCCCAGCCAAGACCCUGCGUUCCUGGCCCUUCUCCCCCAGCCGAGACCCUGCGUUCCUGGCCCUUCUCCCCCGGCCGAGACCGUGCGUUCCUGGCCCUUCUCCCCCGGCCGAGACCCUGAGUUCCCGGCCCCUUCUCCCCCGGCCGAGACCCUGCGUUCCCGGCCCCUUCUCCCCCGGCCGCGACCCUGCGUUCCCGGCCCCUUCUCCCCCGGCCGCGACCCUGCGUUCCCGGCCCCUUCUCCCCCGGCCGAGACCCUGCGUUCCCGGCCCCUUCUCCCCCGGCCCCUUCUCUCCUGGCCGUGACCCUGCGUUCCCGGCCCCUUCUCCCCCGGCCACGACCCUGCGUUCCUGGCCCUUCUCCCCCAGCCGCGACCCUGUGUUCCCGGCCCCAUCUCGAACCCACCCCCCAGCUAAGUCCCUGCCACGUUCCUGGCCACCUUCCCUCAGGUUUUCUAUAUUCCAAGAAUAAUGGAAUUUUGUUUGUAAUUUUGUUAAAAGCAUGUGAAAACCC
Molecule: messenger RNA, 1934 nt
Organism: Chrysemys picta bellii (western painted turtle)
Lineage: Eukaryota; Metazoa; Chordata; Testudines; Emydidae
Gene: TRIM54
Product: tripartite motif containing 54
Biological process (GO): protein ubiquitination
Cellular component (GO): cytoplasm
Molecular function (GO): zinc ion binding; ubiquitin protein ligase activity
Source: RefSeq, a predicted model, not a curated record